This is a messenger RNA of Paramuricea clavata, 381 nucleotides long. NCBI's taxonomy places the organism in Eukaryota, Metazoa, Cnidaria, Anthozoa, Malacalcyonacea, Plexauridae. The record is from the annotation of a GenBank genome assembly.
AUGAAAAGCGUUGGCAAGGAAAAAAAAGGGAAAUUAGCCCAGCACUUCUCAAGCCAAGUGGAUAAAGCUGCAUUAAGCAAUCUUGCCCAAUUUGCACACAACAUGAAGCAUGUCGAUGUUAUGCUCAAUAAGCAAUUGAGGGCGGCCAAAAUUCAAGAGGACGAAAACAACCAACAAAACCAGGAGAUAAUAUUGGACAUUGCUAAAACAUUAGGAAGACAACAACUGGCAUUCAGAGGCACUAAUGAUGAUGCUGAUGGAAAUUUUCUCCAAAUAACAAAUCUUGUGGCACGCCAUAAUAGCCAUUUAAAGAAUUCGUUGUCAAAUAAAAAAGAUGAAGCCAUAUUCUGUGAAAUAUUUAUCUACUAUCUCUCAAAAUGA